GGAAAAUCGGAGUAUCCACGAAAAAAAAAGUACAAAGGGGAGACUCUUUUUUUUUUUUUUUGUAGCGUCUAUGUUAGGUUGAUUUUUGAUUUUGCAUGGAAGCAAAGAAGAGGAAACUAGACCUUGAUUGGAACAAGUUACUCUCUAAAGACGUAGCGGAUGAAGAGCCACCGCCGCCGUUAGUGGUUAUCAAGGCUGAGCCACAUCCACCACCGAGGAAAUCGGACACAAUGGGCGGCGGCGAUGAUCAAGGGAAAGAGGAAUUUUGGGAGAGUUUGCCUGAUGAUAAGCUGGAAGAGAAGAUUCUACGGCAGCAAAGGAAUCUGGAAUGCUUUGGCUCUAAAUUACCGGAUAAAGGGAAGAAGAUUAGCGAUCAGCUUCGGCUUCUCGAGGAGGAGAAAAGACGGAGAACGGUUUCGCGAGCGAAAAUGAAUGCUGAUGAAUGUGAGAAGCCCGGGCAAUCUCCGAGCUCAGAUCUUGUUGGUUCUUCUAAUGGCUUUGAACAUCAGAGUAAAUCACAACAAGCUUUCUCACAAUCUGCAUUUGGUGCUAGUUUUUGUAAAAAGUUGGAAGAAAAUACAGAUUCUAGGUCACUCAACACAUUUGAGAAAAGUUUAUCAGUUUUGAAUCGUUGUGACUACCAAAAAAUGAGAUGCAACGGGGAGUUUUCACAGAGUGAAAGGGUGAAAGUUCGAAGAUCACCAAGACGGAUGAAUUCACAACACCAAAUGAAGCCUUCUUUUGGUGAUCAAAAGGGUAGGACAGCUACAUUAUCUUCUCUUUUUAACACGGAUGACAACUUGACAAGCAUUGCAAAGAAGGAUGCUAUUCAAGUCCAACCAUCGAAUUAUUCAAAGUGUAGGCAGGGCCAGACUGUUGUUAUUGUAGAUGAGGAAGAACCACAGUUAGUAAAGACAACAGAGCUUGAAGUUGAACUUCCAAAUUGCAAAAAGGAUGCUAGGAUCUAUUAUCCAUCAAGGGAUGAUCCAGAAUCUGUUGAAAUUUGUUUUGGUGAUAUUGACAGCCUUGCUCCUGAAACCUUCUUGACAUCUCAAAUUAUGAAUUUCUACAUCCGAUAUUUGCGGCAGCAGGCAUCCCCAACAAACAGGGCUAUAUGUGACUAUCAUAUUUUUAACACAUAUUUUUACCCGAAGCUGAAGGAAGCUGUAUCAUACAAGGGGAGUGACAAAGAUUCCUUAUUCAUCAAGUUCAGAAGGUGGUGGAAAGGUGUCAAUAUUUUCCAGAAAGCAUAUAUACUUAUUCCAAUUAAUGAAGAUUACCAUUGGAGUUUGGUCAUCAUUUGUAUACCUGACAAAGAAGAGGAAUUAAGACCAAUUAUCCUUCAUUUGGAUUCAUUGGGACUUCAUUCUAGCAGAUUGGUUUUUAAGAACAUUAAAAGCUACAUGAGGGAAGAAUGGACCUAUUUGAAUCAAGAGGUCGCUCCUUCAGAUCUUCCAAUUGCGGACAAAAUAUGGGAAAAUCUCCCACGAAGGAUUGACGAGAAAACAAUAGCUGUUCCCCAGCAAAAGAAUGAUUAUGAUUGUGGUCUCUUUGUUCUUUUCUUUAUGGAGCGCUUCAUCGAAGAGGCCCCUGAAAGACUGAAAAAGAAAGAUUUAGCAAUGUUUGGCAAGCAAUGGUUCAGACCUGAAGAAGCCUCUAGCUUGAGAACGAGAAUACGGAACUUACUAAUCGAACAAUUCCAAACUACAACCGAGGAACAAUUCCAAACUACAAUCGAGGAUACGGGUGGUUCACAAUCUUCUCCUUCAUCCUAACUCCUUUUUAAGUUGGUGCUCCAGCAUGAAUCUGGUGCCAGAAAAAAUUGACACACCAGCAGAUCGGGUACCAUCUUUGUACAGCUUCCUUAUGGUCCUCACAUUCAAAUGCAUCAAUGGCAAAAUCAGGUACUUAAAAAAAACUUUCGUAAUUGCUUUUGUAUAGUUUAAUCGGAAAAAAAAAUUUGUCAUUGUUAUUAUGCAAAAGAGUGAACAAAUGGAGGCUAGGAUUCAAAUUGACCAGUUUUUCAAUACAUAGGAUUUAAAAAAACUGGUGAUCAUGGUGUUUUUAAGGCAUUCAUUCAUUUGUGUUUAAGAGCCCUUUUAUCCAAAA
This is a messenger RNA of Gossypium raimondii (Peruvian cotton), 2109 nucleotides long. Its product is annotated as ubiquitin-like-specific protease 1D. The transcript is spliced from 14 exons. Gene Ontology annotation, molecular function: cysteine-type peptidase activity. Bases 96 to 1775 code for a protein of 559 amino acids. Gene Ontology annotation, biological process: proteolysis. NCBI's taxonomy places the organism in Eukaryota, Viridiplantae, Streptophyta, Magnoliopsida, Malvales, Malvaceae. The record is from RefSeq and is a predicted model, not a curated record.